GAAGUUUGCAGAGCGCAGUUGUUCCCCAUCCAGUCCAGUGCAGUGUUUGCAAACACCUUGAACGCAAGCGAGAGAAGAAGGGGGGGACUGACGGACAGACGCUCGGCUGCUACUGCUGCUGAAAACAAGCGCUUCUACGCUUGCAUCGCAGGGGACCGCUCUCAUUCCUUCCACUUGGUGUUUUUCUACCUGACAAACACAUUUAACUGCAGCUACAUAGGUUUUUUUUUAUACAAACUCUGGAAAAAUGGAUGUUCUACCCAUGUGCAGCAUCUUUCAAGAACUUCAAAUAGUUCACGACACGGGCUAUUUCUCAGCCUUACCGUCACUGGAGGAGUACUGGCAGCAGACGUGCUUGGAGUUGGAGCGCUACCUACAGAGCGAGCCUUACGUCUCCACAUCCGACCUCAAGUUCAACAGCCAGGAGGACCUCUGGAGCAAGUUGAUCUUGGUCUGUGGGGACAAGGCCAAGGCCGAGUCCGACCCAAAGCUGCCCCCGGCCCACGACGAGGACAAUCAGGACAGCCAAAUCUUGGACACCAACAGUGUCAAUUCUGACGCCAGCAGCGAAGCUUCAGACAGUUCUGAGGAGCUCUCGCCCACACACAGCUUUACCUCCAACCCUCUGGGCUCUGUCUUGGUUGGCUCUGGACCUUUUAGCCCCUCCAUCAUAAGCACUCCCCCGUCCUCUCCGGAGGCCAACUCGGAGCCUGGUGGUGUGACUAACGGCUGGGUAGCCACACACACCGAGUUGCACUUGCCGGUCAAAAUCAGGAGCGGCGGUGUGGCAAAGGGUACGGAAAAGAAUGGACCCAACAGCGGGGACGCGUCCCCGGACGGCAGGAGGCGAGUACACAGGUGUUCCUUCAAUGGCUGUCGCAAGGUUUACACAAAGAGUUCCCACCUAAAAGCACACCAGCGCACUCAUACAGGUGAGAAACCUUACAGGUGUUCAUGGGAGGGCUGCGAGUGGCGUUUUGCACGAAGCGACGAGUUGACCAGACACUUCAGGAAGCACACUGGGGCAAAGCCAUUUAAAUGCAGUCACUGUGACAGAUGUUUCUCCAGGUCUGACCAUCUGGCUCUUCACAUGAAGAGGCACGUCUAGAGCAGGAGAAGCUUCAACCAAGCAACACAGCGAAAGGGGAACGUUUUAAAAGAAAAAAAAAAAACAAAUGCCGUCUCCCGACCAGUCUCUUGGUUGAACUGUCCCAGAGCAGAGUGGCGGGAGUGUGUUCCAGCCAAAGCAUGCCGUUUUGCACCAUACUGAAACCCAGUGCCUCCGGGACCUCUCUUUGGAGAAAGGCACUCUGAAGGUUGUCUGUUGCAACAAAAGGACAAAAUCAUGGAUGGGGAAGAAUUGUUUUUGAUUGAGAAGGACUUACAACACACACAAAAAAAGACAAAAAAAAAAAAAGAUAAAAGACACACAAACAAAACGAGUGAAUGAUUUGUAUGUAUGGUGCAUGAUGUUUUGGGGGACAUCUCCCGGACAGCAGAUACACUGGUACUUUACAAACCUGUCUGAGGUAAGCAUGUGUGCACUGUGAAUGUCUGAGAUUGGCUGACCGGCCCCCUGGGAAGAGAGGAGAAGAGGAGAUCUUUGUGAGAUGGAUUGAUGGAUGGUGCGGGGCUGCCACCAAUGUUGCUGUGGACUGAAUGGGUUUCUGGGGGGAAUCUCUGUUUCCCCGGUGGCAGUGUGAGGAUGGGGCAGGAUGGAAGUUCCUGCCUGUCUGUCUGGCACCCAGACGGGGGGGUCCGAAGCUUUUGAGGCCUUGGGUUUGACUUGAGAGAAGGAGGACGUGACCCAGGGACCAAAACUCCCCCCUGGUCACUGUAUGACAGGAGCUUUUUUGGUGUUUUUGGUGCAGCUACUAAAUGUGCAAUGUGUUAUGUAGCCUGGUUUAUUAUUUUUUUACAAGCUACAAAGCUCAUUUGUAGUCCAAUUGUAUAAGCUGUGUGCUUAGAGUUAUAACACAACUAUACUAUAACUUCAGUAUCAUAGACAGGUGUUGCAUGGUUCUAGGGUUUGUUCAUUUCAUGUUUCCACUGUAAUCAGGACUGCAAAUAGUUUCAAUAAAAGUGCAGCUAAAGUGCGGACGGUUAAAUGUUACAAUAUUGUACAUAAAGCCUUGAUGAUUUCCUCUUUUUAGUUUUACAAACUUCAUCUGAUUCUUCAUCUAGCUGAAGAUUUCACCACUGCUUACUCAUUUUCUCAUUCAUCCUAUGCCUUGAGGAGUAAUUUUGCUUUUUGUACUUUCUUUUUUAUCUAAUAAUGCACUGUUGACCUUAAUGGUGCCUUAUGCAAGUGACUCAGCCCUGUGGCAGCGGUGGUUUUGCUCCGUGCGGAAGUCACAUUUGUUAUAUGGGUGAUUUGACAAGCUUGAUCGAGGCUCAAUUACACAUUAACUCGCACCUCUUUGUGUUUAAUGACAGUUGUCCGCAUCUGUUCUGACGAUUAAUUGUGUUGCUAAAAUGUUAACGUUCUUCAGAAAAGCACCUUUUCUCAGUCGUCUUAGAGUCGGCGCACUAGUUUAGUUGAUGUAUAUCACAUUCAAUUAAGUCAGAACAUGUAAAUAAGACAAAUGCUGUAUGUGUAGAGCACUUAAAUUCAUUUAUUAAAGACGUUAACUACUGUGUAGUAUGUACUCAAGUCCAUCACACACAGCUCUAAGGUACAAAACAACCAGACUAGGGCAACAAAAAUGGUUUUUUUUAUGCGUAGUUCAUGCAGUGCUGCUCCUUUUCGCCGUAUCCCUCCCCACCAUCACCAACACCAUCGUCUCCUCCCUGUCGUCGUCGUCGUCCCCCCCCCCCCCCCCCCCCCCUGUCCCUCCAUCCCUGCAAGGGGGACUGAAGAAAAAGCUAAAGAUUUAUUGUAAUUAACCGGCUGCAGUCGGACAGGCCUCGCCUUGUACUGCCUCUCAGUAAUGAAUUGCUAAAGGCUUUGUUGGCAUGGAAUCUGUCACAGACUGCUGACUGUGUAGGUUGGUUAUUGACCUGUCUGGGGAGCGUUGUUUUAGCCAAGCUGCAACAGUAUUAUCAAAACCACAGGAGCGAGCGAGGGGGCGGGGUGCUCACGGGAGGAGAUAAAGAUCAAGCGUUGACGGUGCACAUACAAGUUUGACUAAAGAAAAAAGCCAACGACAGUAUCUCUCCAAAAGGUGGAUUUUAUUGGAGGUGGAGGGGGACUCUGCAAAAGGUGGAGACCAUAGUAAUUGUAGGGAUUAAACUUAUUAUUGUUUCAGGAUAAAGUGAUCUGUGCCACCCACUCCAGAUCAACAACCUUGCUGUAGGAAUUCGAUGUUGCAGCAAGUUGCACCGCAGCAUGCUACGACUUAUGGAUUUCAGAUCAGCGGGGGAAAGAGACAGGAUGAGUACAAACUUGAAACUGCUUGCUGCCAUAGAUUUGGGAGUGCUGGCAGUGCUUUUUGUGGGCAAAGGAAAGGAACAUCCAUUCUGUAAAAAACACGGCUGCCAAUACUUUUCAAAUGGUAAUUGAGCCUUGAUCAAGCCCCGUGUUUGCUCCCAUCUUUUAAGCUUUUCAUCAUCGCCUUCAUCCCACUACCCCAACUUCUUCUGUGUCACACACACACACACACACACACACACAGCUCUUUGUUCUCAACUGAAUCUUUGUAUAAAAUGAAAAAAAAACACAACUUUUGUAAAAUUGUUAUGUUUAUGCUUUAUGAAAUUUUUAUUUGAAAUUGUUUUGCAAAAUUGUUAUAUUUCUGUAUGAAUGUAUUUUUUAUUGGAAUAAUAAGAAAUUCUUAUCUGACUUUG
Cottoperca gobio is the source of this 3786-nucleotide messenger RNA. RefSeq names its product Kruppel like factor 6a (gene klf6a). Lineage: Eukaryota; Metazoa; Chordata; Actinopteri; Perciformes; Bovichtidae. The transcript has 4 exons. Gene Ontology annotation, biological process: regulation of transcription by RNA polymerase II. Gene Ontology annotation, molecular function: DNA-binding transcription factor activity, RNA polymerase II-specific; RNA polymerase II cis-regulatory region sequence-specific DNA binding. The coding region runs from base 248 to 1108 and encodes 286 amino acids. The record is from RefSeq and is a predicted model, not a curated record.